AGCUAGUCGGAUUAUUCAUGGUGACACUCCCUGUCAUCUUGACUGUACUGUUGACCCCACAAUGGCGGAGGAAACAACUUUUUUGAAAGCUUCCUCCUUCAUGGAUCCUUUUAAAGGCUUCUUGUUGGCAUAUUUGAUGCCCGAGUCAUGUUACGACGAGUUAUUUAUCAAGUUCAACCUUUUGGAUGUUCCAUGUCUAAAGAUUUUGAUCAGCAAAGGACUGGGGAUAGGCAUCAUCCUUGGAUCAGUGAUGGUAAAGCUACCACAGAUCUUGAAGAUGAUGGGGGCUAAGAGCGCCGAGGGUCUGAGCUUCCAGUCGGUGCUACUGGAGCUGCUAGCCAUCACUGGAACCAUGGCCUACAGUAUCGCUAACAAGUUCCCCUUCAGUGCUUGGGGUGAGGUGUUCUUCCUCAUGCUGCAGACAAUCACCAUUGGUUUCCUCAUUCAGCACUACGCAGGGAGAACCGCCAGAGGUGUUGUUUUUCUGUUGGUGUACCUGGGGUUGUUGUUCCUGGUUUUGUCUCCAGUCACUCCUACAUCAGUGGUAACCACCAUGCAAGCCUUCAACAUGCCUGCCGUCAUCGUUAGCAGGCUGAUCCAAGCGGCCACUAACUUUCGCAACGGACACACUGGCCAGUUGUCAGCUAUUUCCAUCUUCCUGUUGUUUGCUGGAUCGCUAGCACGCAUCUUCACGUCACUGCAGGAGGAUUUGGAGAGUGAGGAGAGUUCUAGUGUUUCAUUCCUUGAUGCCUAAACACAAUGCAGGCUUAGUUAUGAGCUCCUCCUGCAGGUGGGUGGUAGCAUUUUCAGCCCAAGUUUUUGAAAUAUUUAAAAUUGGAGAUUAAUCUGACAGCUGCACUUUUGCACAGUUCAGGCAUUAUAGUAGGAAAUUCGUAUUUUUUAUCUCUUUAAAUGUAUUUUUUAAAAUUUCAGUUUUUCUGUGUUUUUUCUGACUUAUAAUGUGUGUUAAAAUUUUGAUCCGUCUCUUUGCCAAACCUGCCAACAACUACGGUUUUCCCAUAAUGAGUACAGUUUUUAAGCAUCCAUUCCGGUUUGCGGCUGCAGUGGUAAAAACUACGGUUUUCCAUUAAAAAUUAUUAAUUUAAAAAUCGAAGCUACGUAGCUUAACUACAUUUCCCAGUAAAUUGGCAGUAGCAUUGCUACUUUUGAAAUAAGUAGCGAUUUCCGUAGCUUAGCUAUUUUUAGACCCAUGUAGCGGUUAGCUAAGCUACAUGCUACAAAAAAAGCCGAAGAGAAAAUGAGAAAUGGACUAGUGUAACUCAACGGGCAGGGGACAACAUAUACAGGAAACAUCAAUGAUGAUUGGUUGGUUUACUUAAAGAACAUCCAUGAUUGGUUGGUUUCUUUACAAUGAUGAGUUAAGAUUAGGACAAAACAUCCCGGACAGGCCAAUCUGAGGUCAGAUCAUCGAACCAGAAAGGGAAAUCACAACAGAUGCGCACAUACCAAAUGAGGAUGAAAGAGUAGAAGAAGAGGAGAGGAAAUAUUCAAACGGGCCAUUUGUAUAUUAAAAAAAAUAGUGGAAGAUGGCAGAGGGAUUCUCUUCCUUAGAUUUUUCUUUUAGCGAUGUAGACGACAGCCAGGAAACCCACAAUGCGCUUACUUGUUCACAUUUGGACAAAUGUAUGCGUCUGGAUAAAACAAUGACCAACACAUUCAUUUGAGUUUACCAUGUAAGCCCAAAUCAAAAACUGCUCUCGACAUGGAAGACAAAUACACAUUUAAGAACGCGCGAGAUUGUGGCAGACGUGAUGACUUAAAGGGGAACAUUAUCACCAGACCUAUGUAAGCGUCAAUAUAUACCUUGAUGUUGCAGAAAAAAGACCAUAUAUUUUUUUAACCGAUUUCCGAACUCUAAAUGGGUGAAUUUUGGCGAAUUAAACGCCUUUCUAUUUAUCGCUCUCGGAGCUAAGAUGUCAGACUGUGACGUCACCUAGGUAAUAAAGCCGCCAUUUUCUCAAACACAUUACAAACACCGCGUCUCAGCUCUGUUAUUUUCCGUUUUUUCGACUAUUUUCUGGAACCUUGGAGACAUCAUGCCUCGUCGGUGUGUUGUCGGAGGGUGUAACAACACUAACAGAGAGGGAUUCAAGUUGCACCACUGGCCUAAAGAUGCAAAAGUGGCAAGAAAUGGGACGAAAUUUGUUCAAAAUACGAGGGUGUGGGGAAAGCCGACGAAAUGGUCUGUCGUUUGUUCCGCACUUUUUACCGACGAUAGCUAUGCUACUACAGAGAUGGCAAGAUUGUGUGGAUAUCCUGCGACACUCAAAGCAGAUGCAUUUCCAACGAUAAAGUCAAAGAAAUCUGCCGCCAGACCCCCAUUGAAUGUGCCUGGAGUGUCUGCACAUUUUACCGGCGGUGCUAAGGCAGACAUGGCACAGAGAUGUAUGGAUAACCUGCAGAUGCAUUUCCAACGAUAAAGUCAACUAAAUCACAAAGGUGAGUUUUGUUGAUGUUGUUGACUUAUGUGCUAAUCAGACAUAUUUGGUCGCGGCAUGACUGCCAGCUAAUCAAUGCUAACAUGCUAUUUAAGCUAGCUGCAUGUACAUUGGAAACUAUAUUUACAUCCAGCGUUUCCCUCCACCCACAUUUAAUGCCAAACAAACACUUACCAAUCGAUGGAUUUAAGUUGAUCCAGUGUCACAAGAUGCGAAAGUCCUGAUCGUUUGGUCUGCAGAUUUUACCGCCGAUGCUAAGGCAGACAUGGCCGAAUAGCGUCAAUAGCUAUUCGCUCAAUAGCUUCAGUUUAUUCUUCAAUUUCGUUUUCGCUAUCUGCCUCUAUACUCCAACCAUCUGUUUCAAUACAUGCGUGAUCUGUUGAAUCGCUUAUGCCGCUAAAAUCCGAGUCUGAAUCCGAGCUAAUGUCGCUAUAUCUUGCUGUGCUGUCCGUAUUGGCAUCACUGGAUGACGUCACAGGAAAAUGGACGAUGGCUUCACAGAUAGCGAAAAUCAGGCACUUUAAAGCUUUUUUUAGGGAUAUUACGGGAUGGGUAAAAUUUAGGAAAAAACUUCAAAACAUAAAAUAAGCCACUGGGAACGGAUUUUUAUUGGUUUUAACCCUUCUGAAAUUGUGAUAAUGUUCCCCUGUAAGCUACACUGUAGCCUGUCUAAAUGCAAUAUUUAAUUUUCAUUGGUGUUUUAGAACAAGACAGUAGCUGACAUUUUGUUAAUUAUUUAUACUGUGUAUAUCUUGACAUUGAAUAGUUAUAUCAUUUUGAUACAAACAACAUGACUGCAAGAUGUUUGUUAUUUCAUGCUAUAAAUCACAAUUGGCUAUUCAGAUAAAGUAAGUUAGCCAAUAGAAUAAACAUUGUUUUUGCAUUUGGAGCAGUUAGAAGUGGAGAGGGAGUCGAAGAGACACAAAUUUGCUCUAAAAUCCAAGGCAGAAUCCACUAAAGCAAAACACAAAAAGUAAAAUGCAAAGAAAAUGCCAGGAAGGCUCAUGUCAGAGCCAUCAGAGCAAAAAUGCCAAGGUAUUGUGUGAAUGAAGCAAGGUAAUGUGUAAAUAAUGUAAAUAACUAGAUGAACCAUCCGUGGCUGUGAAGUGAACACUAGUAAGGUUGUAAAUACUUUAUAGAGUAGAUUAACCCAUGUGGAUGUGAACACAAGUUGUAAUUACUGUAGUAACUAAAUAAUGUGGUGACUGGAACACAAAUAGUGAUUAAUUUGAAUGAAUGGGGUAUGUAUUGAUGUCAACACUGUUGAUCAUUUUUGCAUGUUCAAUUGCUGAAAAACCAGGAGCUUUGAUGGUGGGGGUGGACGUGGACCUGGCUGGGGACCUGUGGCCCCUGACCCCCGGCUUAUUUUCAGUCUGUUUUCAUUAAGGUCAAAUCACAUGCCAGACUUAAACAAGUUAAAAAACUUAUUGUCAAUUGUACGGAAUAUGUACUGAACUGUGCAAUCUACUAAUAAAAGUUUCAAUCAAUCAAUCAAACUUUAUAUUAACAGAGGUGUAAUGCCACCGAGUCAGCUGCUGCUACUUUUUCCAGGCUUCUGGUUGGACAAAUCGUGCAUGACAUUAGAUGUCUGCGUUUGUGUGUAGACGGAGACAGUUUUGAAACGACACUUGUGCGGAUGGAGAUGGUUUUAACCACUGAUACAAGUAGCUUCUGUGAGUAAAAAGUACCUCUUUUAAGGUUUGGGCCGAUUACAUUGUAUCUUGUUGAUGACUGCGAUAUUAAAUAGCCCAGGGGUCACCAACCUUUUUGAAACUAAGAGCUACUUCUUGGGUACUGAUUAAUGCGAAGGGCUACCAGUUUGAUCCAGACUUAAAUACAUUUCCAGAAAUAGCCAAUUUGCUCAAUUUACCUUUAAUAAAUAAAUCUCUAUAUAUAAAAAAAUGAGUACUUCUGUCUCUCAUUCUGUCAUACAAAAUGUUUUUUGUAGAGAGUAAAUGAUGAAAAAAAAACUUAAUUGAACGGUUUAAAAGAGGAGAAAACAGGAAAAAAAUGAAAAUAAAAUUUUGAAACAUAGUUUAUCUUCAAUUUCGACUCUUUAAAAUUCAAAAUUCAACCGAAAAAAAUUAAGAGAAAAACUAGCUAAUUCGAAUCUUUUUAAAAAAAAUAAAAUAAUAAUUUAUGGAACAUCAUUAGUCAUUUUCCCUGAUUAAGAUUACUUUUAAAAUGUUGACAUGUUUUAAAUAGGUUAAAAUCCAAUCUGCACUUUGUCAGAAUAAUUAACAAAUUGGACCAAGCUAUAUUUCUAACAAAGACAAAUCAUUAUUACUUCUAGAUUUUCCAGAACAAAAAUCUUAAAAGAAAUUUAAAAGACUUUGAAAUAAGAUUUAAAUUUGAUUCUACAGAUUUUCUAGAUUUGCCAGAAUAUUUUUUCUGAAUUUUAAUCAUAAUGAGUUUGAAGAAAUAUUUCACAAAUAUUCUUUGUCGAAAAAACAGAAGCUAAAAUGAAGAAUUAGAUUAAAAUGUAUUUAUUAUUCUUUACAAUAAAUUAAAAAAAUACUUGAACAUUGAUUUAAAUUGUCAGGAAAGAAAAGGAUGGAAUUUAAAAGGUAAAAAGGUAUAUGUGUUUAAAAAUCCUAAAAUCAUUUUUAAGGUUGUAUUUUUUUCUCUAAAAUUGUCUUUCUGAAAGUUAUAAGAAGCAAAGUAAAAAAAUUAAUGAAUUAAUUUAAACAAGUGAAGACCAAGUCUUUAAAAUAUUUUGGUGGAUUUUGAAAUUCUAUUUGAGUUUUUUCCCUCUUAGAAUUAAAAAUGUCGAGCAAGGCGAGACCAGAUUGCUAAUAAAUAAAUACAAAUUUAAAAAAAUAGAGGCAACUCACUGGUAAGUGCUGCUAUUUGAGCUAUUUUUAGAACAGGCCAGCGGGCGACUUAUCUGGUCCGCGUUGGUGACCCGUGAAAUAGCCAUAUAUUGAAAACCCUAGUUUGUGAGUGAACUUAUGUAAUAAAAGUAAGGAAGUCGUGCGAAAAGAGUGAAAAUGUUGCGCAUUUUGCAGUCUUUUAUUGAUUUGACAAGCAAUCAAGAUAAAACUGUCUUCAAAGCCAAGAUGUUCAUGUUUAUUGAUUGACUGCUUUUUUACAUUUUGUUGUAGCUCCUUGCUCAGCGUCUUUAAGUGCCUUGAAAAGCCCUUUAUGAAUCAAAUGUAAUAGUAUUAAGAUACAGUGCAGGAUUUAAUUGAUGUAUUUGUAGAUAGUAUUUUUUUUAUUUAUUUAUUUUUUUUUUUUGCUGUUUCUUUUUUUGGUUAGGGGGAUAGGUGGUAUGGUUGGGAUAUAAACAAAACUUGUUUUGACAUUUAGGGUGGACAACAGUUAUAUGAUGUAUAUAUGAUAUGAUGUAAUGGAUAAGAAUGUCUGAUGCUGGAUGUCAAUAAAAAGAAAAUGAAAAAAAAGUAGAUAGUCACUGAAGGCAUCACAACUAUGACACCUGUGAAGUGAAAUCCAUUUCACGUUACUACCUCUUGGAGCUCAUCGAGAGAAUCCCAAGAGUGUGCAAAGCAGUAAUCAGAAUAAAGGGUGGCUAUUUUGAAGAAAUUACAAUAUAAAACAUGUUUUUAGUUAUAUCACAUUUUUUUUGUUAACUACAUAACUCAAUGUGUUCAUUCAGAGUUGUGAUGCCUUCAGUGACAAUCUACAAUGUAAAUAGUAAUGAAAAUAAACAAAACGCAUUGAAUGAGAAAAAUAAAUAAAUAAAAAGAUACGGUGCAGGAACCUAUGGAGCUUUGUUUUCAUGGCGUUAGUGAAGACUCUGACCAAGUUUGUCCAAAUGCAACAAAUGUAAUACCAGAACAUAUAGGACUAUCUCAGAAAAUUUUAAUAUUGUGAUAAAGUCCUUUAUUUUCUAUAAUGCAACUAAAAACAUGAAAAUGUCAAACAUUCUGCAUUCAUUACACAUCAACUGAAAUAUUGCAAGCCUUUUAAUAUUGCUGAUUAUGGCAUACAGCUUAAAAAAACUCAAAAAUCCUAUCUCAAAAAAUUUGAAUAUUUCCUCAGACCAAGUUAAAAAAAAAGAUUUAUAACAGUAAAACAAAAUCAAACAUUUGAAAAUGUCAAUUAAUGCACUCAGUAUUCGGUUGGGAAUCCCUUUGCACGGAUUACUGCAUCAAUGCGGCGUGGCAUGGAGGCAAUCGGCCUGUGGCAUUGCUAAGGUGUUAUGGAUGCCCAGGAUACUUCAAUAGCGGCCUUCAGCUCAUUUGCAUUAUUGGGUCUGGUGUCUUUCAGCGUCUUCUUCACAAUACCCCACAAAUUCUCUAUGGGGUUUAGGUCAGGAGAGUUGGCAGGCCAAUCGAGGACAGUAAUGCCAUGGUCAGUGCACCAGUUACUGCUGGUUUUGGCCCUGUGAGCAGGUGCCAGAUCAUGCACCUGGAGCCUAUCUCAGCUGCAUUCGGGCGGAAGGCGGGGUACACCCCAGAUUUAAAAAAAAAAGAAGUAAAUUCUCUUAUUAAAACCUCUCAAGGUUUAGUGGCCACAUGCGUGGACAGCACCUUUUAGUUCUUGUUUCCAAAAUUGUGUACACUACUGAAUUGGGGUCUUAUGGCCGCUUAUGUGGACACUUAUACUGCCAUCUAGUGGUGUUAGAAGAAUAUAACAUACAAUGGAAUUUGGGGGAAAAAAGUGUAAAAAAUAAGAAUUAGCAUGUCGCUAAACAUGAAGUACACAUUUUUUACUUAUGGACUACGUACAUCAUAUCAAAGGAAGAUUCUUAAUUUUUAUUCUUAUUAGGGUCCAAUAAGCCCAAAUAGCAAAGAGAAAUAAAACAAAAAAGCAUGGAAACAAACAGCUUGGGCCUUAAGAGGUUUUUAAAGCUGCUAGUUUUAGUAUUAUUCUAAA
This is a messenger RNA of Nerophis ophidion (straightnose pipefish), 7298 nucleotides long. It is a transcript of the gene mpdu1b, whose product is annotated as mannose-P-dolichol utilization defect 1b. Lineage: Eukaryota; Metazoa; Chordata; Actinopteri; Syngnathiformes; Syngnathidae. The transcript is spliced from 7 exons. Gene Ontology annotation, biological process: oligosaccharide biosynthetic process. The coding region runs from base 62 to 754 and encodes 230 amino acids. The record is from RefSeq and is a predicted model, not a curated record.